Cervus elaphus (red deer) is the source of this 2482-nucleotide messenger RNA. RefSeq names its product zinc finger protein 791-like. Bases 634 to 2376 code for a protein of 580 amino acids. Gene Ontology annotation, molecular function: RNA polymerase II cis-regulatory region sequence-specific DNA binding; DNA-binding transcription repressor activity, RNA polymerase II-specific. The transcript has 6 exons. NCBI's taxonomy places the organism in Eukaryota, Metazoa, Chordata, Mammalia, Artiodactyla, Cervidae. Gene Ontology annotation, biological process: negative regulation of transcription by RNA polymerase II. The record is from RefSeq and is a predicted model, not a curated record.
GAGUGGUCGCUCCUGGCAGGCUCUGCGUGGAGUCUCACCAGCGUUGAAGUAGCUCAGGUUAGUUCGCUGCAGCUUCAUUACCACUGUGAGCUGCAGAGGCCGCGUGAGUCUAAGGAAUGACGCCGGAGAACCCCAGAAGGCGUGAAGUGGGAAGAGAAGCUCAAGAUGUGAGAUGAAUGUGCUUACGUUUUCAGCUGAAUUUGACCUGUUCUUAAAUCUGAAAAGACUGAAUGACACCUCACAGUGGAUUACCGAACACUUGAGGCUGCGGUCACACCAAAUGAACCUGUAUACUCGGUCCCCAACAUUGUGGAAAUUACUGACUCCAUCCAGUCAACAGCUGGCAGAUACCCUCCUCUCAUCGAUUCGGAUAAAUUUGUUGCCUAUUUCAACAGCUUCUUUGCUGCACUUGGCCCUCACCUCUGAAGGGACGUGAUACACCUUGACCUGGUUAGCUUUGGGAACCUCAGCGCCGUUGCCGCUGCACACGGUAUCUGCAGGCAGGAUGUAAGCUGCAUCCACCUCACUCCAGGAGCACAGGACCCAGUGGCCUUUGAGGAUGUGGCUGUGAACUUCACCCUGGAGGAGUGGGCUCUGCUGGGGCCUUCGCAGAAGAAACUCUACAGAGAUGUGAUGCGGGAAACUUUGAGUAACCUGGCCUUAAUAAGGGAUAAAUGGGAGGACCAUUACACUGAAGAUCAAUACAAAAACCAGGAAAGAAAUCUGAGAAGUCAUAUAUUACAGAGACUCUGUGAAAGUAAAGAAGGUAGUCAAUGUGGAGAAAACAGCAGCCUUAUUCCAAAUCUUAAUCUGAACACGAAAAAUUCUACUAAACCAUGGGAAUGCAGUGUGUGUGGAAAAGUCUUCAUGAGUCGUUCAUCCCUUAACAGGCACCUGAGAUCUCACACUGCACCCAAACCAUCCAAGUAUCAGGAAUAUGGAAGGAAGCCUUAUAAAUGUAGAGUAUGUGGGAAAGCCUUCAGUUACCUCCAGCCUUUCCAAAAACAUGAAAGUAAUCAUGGUAUAGAAAAAUCCUAUAAAUGUAAGGAAUGUGGGAAAUCCUUUAGAUAUCGUCAGUCUGUUCGAAAACAUGAACGGACUCACACUGGAGAGAAACCCUAUCAGUGUAAACAGUGUGGAAAAGCCUUUCGAUACCAUCAAACCUUUCAAACACAUGAAAGAACUCACACAGGAGAGAAACCCUAUGAAUGUAAGCAAUGUGGUAAAGCCCUCAGUUGUCCCAGUUCCUUUCGAAGCCAUGAAAGGACUCAUACUGGAGAAAAACCCUAUGAAUGUAAAAAGUGUAGUAAAGCCUUCAGUUGUCCCAGUUCUCUUCGAAAACAUGAGAGAACUCAUACUGGAGAGAAACCUUAUGAUUGUAAGGAAUGUGGAAAAGCUUUUAUUUCUCUUGGAAGUUUUCAAAGACACAUGAUAACACAUACUGGAGUUGGACCUUAUAAAUGUAAGGACUGUGGGAAAGCAUUCAAUUGUCCCAGUUCAUACAGAAUACACGAAAGAUCUCACACUGGAGAAAAACCCUAUGAAUGUAAACAAUGUGGUAGAGCCUUCAGUUGUUCCAGUUCAUUUCGAACACAUGAAAGAACUCACACUGGAGAGAAACCUUAUCAAUGUAAGGAAUGUGGAAAAGCCUUCCAUUGGCUCACCACUUUUCAAGUCCACGUGAGAACUCACACUGGCGAGAAACCAUAUAUAUGUAAGCAGUGUGGUAAAGCCCUCAGUUGUCCCACUUCCUUUCGAAGACAUGAGCGGACUCACACUGCAGAGAAACCGUAUGAAUGUAAGCAGUGUGGAAAAACCUUCAGUUCUCCUCUAGGUCUGCAAAUACAUGAAAGAACUCACACUGGGGAGAAACCCUAUAAAUGUGAGAAAUGUGGGAAAGCAUUCGUUUCUCUCACAAGCUUUCGAAGACACAUGAUGACGCACACUGGAGAUGGACCUUAUAAAUGUACAGAAUGUGGGAAAGCAUUUAAUUGUCCUAGUUCAUUUCGAAUACAUGAAAGAACUCACACAGGAGAGAAGCCCUAUGAUUGUAAAAUAUGUGGUAAAGCCUUCAGUUGUUCCAGUUAUGUUCAAGUACAUGAAAGAACUCACACUGGAGAGAAACCCUAUGAAUGUAAGGAAUGUGGGAAGGCAUUCAUUUACCGCACAACCUUUCGAGGUCACUUGAGAGUGCACACUGGUGAGAAACCAUAUAAAUGUAAAGACUGUGGGAAAGCCUUUAGUCGACCCAGUUCAUACAGAAGCCAUGAGAGAAUUCACACUGGAGAGAAACUUCUUGAAUGUAAACACUGUGGGAAAGCCUUCAAUUGGCCCACCUCCUUACAUAAACAUGUCAUGAGAAUGCACACUAGAUAAAUUAUAACUGAUAAAUACAGCAGAGUUUUCUAGCUUAACAAACACAUUCAAAGUCUUGUUAAAACUACUAGAGAUCAAUGCUGUAAAGUGUAAAUAACAUGGGAAA